Molecule: messenger RNA, 2355 nt
Organism: Plasmodium vinckei vinckei
Lineage: Eukaryota; Apicomplexa; Aconoidasida; Haemosporida; Plasmodiidae
Product: conserved Plasmodium protein, unknown function
Exons: 11
Coding region: 1-2355 (784 amino acids)
Source: RefSeq, a predicted model, not a curated record
AUGAACAAAGAGAACACAGAAAAAUUAAUAAAAAUUAUAAAUUUGUUAGACAAAUUAUGUGAAUGUAAUGAAGGAAAAAAUGAAGGUUGUAAAAGAUUGAGACCCUUUGUGUCAAAUGACAUAUCAAAAACCUUUAAUAGCUUAGAAUCUAAUAGAUCAUUAUUUCCAUUCAGUUGUGAACAAAAUCCUUUAAAUUCAAAUACUAAUAAAAUAAUUAAUGAAAUAAAAAUAUCAAAGACUUUGUUUUUCUCCAAUAAAUCACACUCAAAUGAAAAAAAUAAAUUAUCAUAUAAAAAACUUAUAAGCGUUUGUAAAGAUGAUAAUAAUAAUAAUGUCGAUACAGAUAUUAUUGAUAGGGAAAAAUCGGAAAUAGGAAAUAAUUCUGUAAACGACACAAAAAAUUAUAUGGAAUAUGUAGAAAAUGGAAAGACACCUAUCAAUAUAAAGCAAAAUAAUGAUCUACAUAACAAAUCUAGUUAUGAUUCAAAAUUGAAUAGUAAUAGCAAUAAAAGAAUAAUAGAUAUGAAGAGUAAUUAUGUUUUAGGAGAUGAUAGUAAUUAUGAUAAGAAUAUUUCAAUAUAUUCAUCUUCGAAUUGCAUGUCUCCCAUUUAUAAAUGGCAUACGUAUAAUUUGAUAUCUAAAAAAAAGGCAUUCAAUAUUCUAAAAGGGAAUUUAAGCGAUUCAGAAUUGAUAGUAUUUAAUAAUUCUAAUGAAAACAAAAAAAGUAUUAUGAAAAUGAUUAAACACAAAAAAAAAAUCGUGAAAUAUACCGAUAAAAUAUUAAAUGAAGACUCUUUAGAAAGUUCAGGGCAAAUAUUUCACUUGAGAAAAUAUAAUCACAGUUCGCUUAGCAUUGGCCAAGAUUAUGAUAUCGAUCAAAAACACACACAACAAAUGUUAGAAAAUAUUAUACAUAAAUUGAAUACCAAUAUAAAUGGUAUAAUAAACAAAUAUAAAAGCAAGAUAAACAUGUUGAAUCGAUCUAAUGCUAAUUUAAGCCGCAAACUCGAAGAUGCUGUUGAACAUAACGAUGAUCAAGUUCAAGAAAUUAGAGAUCUAAAUAAAAUAAUAACCAAAAUGAAAGGAGAAAAAAUCGAAAUGAAUAAAAUUAUCGAAGGAUACGAAUUCGAUAUGAAUAAAUCAAAGAAAUUAAUAAAAGAGGAAGAAAGCAAUGAAAAACAAAAAAAUAUAUUGGAAAGAGAAAUUAAAAAUUUGAAAAAAGAAUUGAAUAUUGUGAAUUCGUUAAAUGAUAAAAUAAAGGAUGAACAACUACUUUUGCAAGAAAAAAUUCAAGAAAAAAAUAAAAAAAUUAAUACCACUAAACAUAAAAUAAGAGCAAGUAAUGCUUCUGUUGUAGAGAAAAAUGAUAUACUCCUACCACUAGAACCAAAAGACAAGGAAUGUAAAUCUUAUAAAGUUCAAAAUGAAAAUCAAAAAAAGAUUCAGUUUAAAAUAAAAAAGGAUACAAUUAAUAGAUACCGAAGUGAUACAAUUUUAGACAACUAUUUGAGGGUAAAAAAUAAAUUACUAGAAAGUAAUGAAAAAUGUUAUUUUUUAUCAAAAACAAAUUUUGAAUUAUUUAAAGGAUUAAAAAAAAAAAAAAAAAAAAUAGAUUCAUUAAAUAAGAAAAUUUCAUAUCUCAAGCAUUUUGCAUCGGAAAUGAAAAAAAUAGAAACCCCAUAUUUACAUCUGACGAAGGAGGAACCUAUUAGUAGUAUCAUCAAAAGGAAAGUUGGUUAUCUUUCUCCAUCUAAAUACGAGCCCAUUGUAAAAAUAUCCAGAAAAAGAAAAUCAUUAGUGCAAUUAUAUAAUACAAAUCAAUCCUUUGAAGUGGAUAGUAAUCGAGACAAAAAAGUUGAAGGGAUAAAAAAACUUUUAAAAAAUUUAAAUAAUGAAAAUAAUUUAUUAAAAAAUAAGUAUGAAAUGCUAUAUAAAAAAUAUAUUAAAUUAUUAAAGAAGUUAAGAGAAAAUAAAGAAUUUACAUUUAUAGAAGAAAAAAAGAUAAAAAUGACGAAAGAAAUAUUUCCCGAAUCUGAUGUAAUUCAUUAUUUUUAUUUGAAUCCAAAAGAUACCGAUAUUCGAAAAAAACAUCCUCAAGACAACAAAAUAGCGAGCUGUAUAAAAGUAAAGGCUGUAGAUAUAACUAAAAAUAACCCUCUUCAAUAUAGAAAUUAUAAAGAUAAUGAAAAUUACAGUGAUGUGGAAUUUUACAUCGCAAAUGAAUUUUUAAAGAGAAUGGACGUAAAGGAUAUAUUAAACAUAAGAUACAUUUACUCCUAUGGGGAUAUAAAUAGGGGAACGACUGCAUUUAGCGAAAAAGGUUGCACACCAAACUAUUACAACUGUGUAUGGUAA